Messenger RNA from Exophiala aquamarina CBS 119918, 2268 nucleotides. RefSeq lists its product as uncharacterized. Bases 1 to 2268 code for a protein of 755 amino acids. The transcript has a single exon. Gene Ontology annotation, cellular component: fungal-type vacuole. Lineage: Eukaryota; Fungi; Ascomycota; Eurotiomycetes; Chaetothyriales; Herpotrichiellaceae. The record is from RefSeq and is a predicted model, not a curated record. Gene Ontology annotation, molecular function: serine-type carboxypeptidase activity. Gene Ontology annotation, biological process: proteolysis.
AUGGCCACAUCCGGACGAUGGCUCAACUACCUCCUUGUUGGCCUUCACUGUCUUUCUUCACUUGCGUUCGCUCAGUUUCCUCCACGUAUCACUAAUGAUACUGUAAUCACCCUUCCGUCGCCCAUCAACCCAAACAUCACAAUAGCAUACAAAAGUGUGCCCGUCGGGACAUGCACCACGGUCUUCCGCACUCAGAAGCAAUAUUCAGGCUACAUCACAUUGCCACCAGAUGUCCUAGACCCCAGUCAAGGUAAUUACACCAUCAACACAUUCUUCUGGUUCAUCGAGGCCAGACAGCUACCAGAAUCUGCUCCAUUGACCAUUUUUAUCAAUGGCGGUCCGGGAUCUAGCAGUAUGGUUGGGUUGUUUCAGGAGGUUGGCCCAUGCCAGGUAGUCGAGAUCUCCAACGGUCUACUAGGUACUGUUGCUCGAGAUUGGGGUUGGGACCGUCGCAGCAAUAUCAUAUUCAUUGACCAGCCUGUCCAGGUUGGGUUUUCCUACGACACUGCUACCAAUGCCUCGCUCAAUCUGUUAGAUGAGUCCAUUCUGAUUCCGCCUGGUCCAAGACCUCUCACACAACCAGAGUUCACCUUCCUCAAUGGAACCUUUGGCUCUGGAAACCCAUCAUUCACAGCCAACACUUCGCAAAUCGCGGCACAGUCAAUUUGGCAUUUUCUACAAACCUUCUUAACAUCCUUUCCGGAAUACAACACCGCCAUGCGAGUUCAGGCGAAAGAACCAGUUGCAGAAGUGCAUCUCUUCACUGAGAGCUAUGGAGGGAAAUAUGGACCGGCUGUUGGUUCUUUCUUCAAAUCCCAAAAUGAUCGUCGGCAGAAUGAUAUUGAUUUUGCCAACCAAACUAUUGAGGUAGAUCUCAGUUCUCUGGGCAUUAUAAAUGGUUGGAUCGACCUACUUACUCAAGCUCCCUUCCACCCUCGAUUCGCGUACGAAAAUACAUAUGGAAUCGAGGCUAUUUCACAGCUUCAACAGCUAAAUGCCCUGAGCGCAUUCAGGGGUGACAACGGCUGUCAACAACUGACACUCAAUUGCCGAGCCCUAGCCACUACCCUUGAUCCACUUGGCGACGGAGGCGUGGAGCAAGUGAAUGCUGCCUGUUCCGAGGCUCAGUAUCUUUGUCAAACUCGGAUCGUUGGGCCGUACACCAUAUCAAAUCGAUCGAUAUACGAUAUCUCUCAGGGUAUGCUUGACUCUUUUCCUCGGUCUCUGUAUCUUGAGUAUUUAAAUCAAGCUUCUGUACAAAAUGCCAUUGGAGUUCCGGUCAAUUAUACUCAGGACUCGAUGGCUGUGUUCACAGCAUUCAACGCGACAGGCGACUAUGCUCGCAGCGGGAUCGUGGCCGACCUUGUUGACCUUCUCGUCUCUGGCGUGAAAGUUGCUCUCAUCUACGGUGACCGGGAUUACAUAUGCAAUUGGCUCGGAGGGGAAGAGGUCUCUUUCGCCAUAGCAGGUGCUGCAGGCCCUUCAUAUCUACCCUGGUACUCUUCCGGCUAUGCACCCAUUGUGGCCAACGCUUCGUACGUCGGCGGUGUAGUUCGCCAAUUUGGAAACCUGAGUUUCAGUCGAAUCUACGAUGCCGGUCACCUGGUUCCUGCAUACCAGCCAGAAACAAUGUUCACGGUGUUUGCUCGAAUCAUAGCGGGUACAGACAUUGGCACAGGCAACCUCGUUGACUUAGCAACGUUUGCCUCAAGUGGGGAUCUCAAUUCAACGCAUUUAAAUUCUGCUCCCGCAAUGGCGGCGCCAACGUGUUACCUGCGUGCCAUGAAUUCAACCUGUCAGACUGACCAAAAGAAUGUGGUCGCAAACAACGCUGGGGUCAUCAUCAACGGCGUCUUAUAUGAUCAUCCUACAGACUGGCAUCCUCCGGGAGCUGACGCAACAACGAUGGCUGGGGUCCCAGGCACAGCACCGCCGAGCAUGUUCACAAGCGCUCCACCCUUUCCCAUGCCAUCCGAUAAUUCCAGCAACACUCUAAGCACGAGAAGCAGCCAGACUAUGAGUAGUUCGGCUCCCCUGACGGCUACAGUCACCACGAGCACCCCCAGCCUUCCAACCGGCGUGUAUACCGCAACCGGCGUACCGCCGACCUCCAGCAACCCAAGCCCUUCUAGUGCUGCAUCUGCAAGACACGGCCCGUCUCGGUUCAUGCUUCACCUUGACAGUCCGGCAGCUGUGAAGCUACGCAAGCUUUACCUACAAGGGGUCGCUCAUGUUCUGGGCGUUUUCUACGCUGGUUUGUUGUUCUAA